UAAAAAGUGAAAGUAAAUAUUCAGAAUUGGCGUACAUUUAGACUUGAUUGAUUUUUUACGUAAUAUCAACGUGUUUUAUGUGAUCGUUUAGAAAGGCAAAGUCAUGAAUGUACGUGUGGAUAUCUGAUAGAAAAAGUGGACGAUGUUUUUUUUAAUCGAUGUGUAGGUUAAUUGUUCAAAACUCAGUGGUGGAGAUUCGAUUUUGUUUCAACUGUUCAGACUAAUCAUGGAUGACACACAAAUAUGCAGCAAUGAAGAUUGUUCUCCAAGAUGCAGUUCAGUUCAUCAAAAGAGAUCAGAAGCAGAGCCCAGCUGUGUGUCUAUGAGGAGCAACUGGUCUUUGAUUCGGCCAAUUGAUUUUAAGAGUGAAGAUACACAGAGCAUUCUGGGUUCAAUUCAUCAGAAUAGAUCAGAAGCAGAGCCCAGCUGUUUGUCUGUGAGGAGUGACUGGUCUGUGAUUCGGCCAAUUGAUUUUAAGAGUGAAGAUACACAGACUGAUCUCAGUUCAGUUCAGCAGAAGAGACCAGUACGAGAGCCCAGCUGUGUGACACUGAGGAAUGACGGCUCUGUGAUUCAGUCAAUACAUUUUAAAAGUGAAGAUACACAGACUGAUCUCAGUAAUGAAGUCCUCAAAGCAUGUCAAUCAAAUUUGAUGAAGAAGUUUGAGUGUCUGUAUGAGGGAACAGCAAAGCAGGGAAACCCAACACUCCUGAAUGAGAUCUACACAGAGCUCUACAUCACAGAGAGUGAGAGUGGAGAGAUCAGUAAUGAGCAUGAGGUGAGACAGAUUGAGACACAAUCCAAGAGAGCAGCAACAGAGGACACACCGAUCAAAUGCAAUGACAUCUUUAGACCUUUACCUGGACAAGACAAACCCAUCAGAACUGUGCUGACAAAGGGAGUCGCUGGCAUUGGAAAAACAGUCUCUGUGCAGAAGUUCAUUCUGGACUGGGCUGAAAGGAAAGAGAAUCAGGACAUCCAGCUCAUAUUUCCACUUCCUUUCAGAGAACUCAAUCUGAUGAAGGACAAAAUACUCAGUCUUUCAGAUCUUCUUCAAGUCUUUUUCCCUAAAAUAAGAGAAAUGGAAAUAUCCAGUGAUGAAUAUAAAGUGUUGUUCAUAUUUGAUGGUCUGGAUGAGUGUCGUCUGUCUCUGGAUUUUCAGAGUGAUGUGAGGUUGUGUGCUGUUAUUGAAUCAGCCUCAGUGGACGUGCUGCUGACAAACCUCAUUGUGGGGAAUCUGCUUCCCUCUGCUCUCAUCUGGAUCACCUCCAGACCAGCAGCAGCUGAUCUCGUCCCCUCUGAGUGUGUCCAUCGAGUGACAGAGGUACGAGGCUUCAAUGAUCCACAGAAGGAGGAAUACUUCAGGAAGAGAAUCAGUAAUCAGAGUCUGGCCAAUAGAAUCAUCUCACACCUGAAGUCAUCAAGGAGCCUCUACAUCAUGUGUCACAUCCCAGUGUUCUGCUGGAUCUCAGCUGCUGUUCUAGAGAAGAUGUUGAGUCAAGCAGAGAGUGGAGAAAUUCCCAAGACUCUCACUCAAAUGUACACACACUUCCUGAUCCUUCAGACCAACAUCAAACAUGAGAAGGACUAUGAGAAGAACGUGACAGAUGAAGACAUGAUCCUCAAACUGGGGAAACUGGCUUUUGAGCAGCUUGUGAAAGGCAAUAUGAUCUUCUAUGAAGAAGACCUGAGAGAGUGCGGCAUUGAUGUGACAGAAGCAUCAGUGUACUCAGGAUUGUGCACUCAGAUCUUCAAAGAGGAGUCUGGCUUGUAUCAGGGUAAAGUCUUCAGCUUUGUUCAUCUGAGCAUUCAGGAACAUCUAGCAGCUCUAUAUGUGCACCUUACCUGGAUAAACAACAAGAGAAAUGUGUUUGAACAAAUCACCAAACCAAGUUUGUUGGCCAAAGUUAGGGACAGUUUUCAACUCAGUUCAUCAAAACAUGUUUUACUAUCGGAUGUACAUCAGACAGCUGUGAAUGAGGCUCUACAGAGUAAAAAUGGACAUCUGGAUCUUUUCCUGCGGUUUCUUUUGGGUCUGUCAGUGGAGUCUCAUCAGAUUCUCCUACAAGGACUAUUGAAACAGACAAGAAUCAGCUCUGACAGCAAUAAGAAAACAGCUUUUCAAAUCAAGAUGAAGAUCAGGACCACUGACUCUCCACAGAAAUCCAUCAAUCUGUUCCACUGUCUGAAUGAACUGGGUGAUCAUUCACUAGUGGAGGAAAUACAACAGUAUCUGAAAUCUGGAACAAUAAAGGGAGCCAAACUUUCUUCAUCUCAGUGGUCAGCUGUAGCUUUUGUGUUGUUGACAUCAGAGAAGAACCUGGAUGAGUUUGAUAUUAAUAAAUUUGUUCAAGGAAACAGUAAAGCUGAAAAUAUGAAAGUUUUUCAGAAGCUGCUGCCUGUGAUUAAAGAAUCCAGAUCAAUUCAGUUGUAUAAUUGUGGUCUCACAGAUGAAGGUUGUGCUGCUCUGGCUUCAGCUCUGAGACCAAACCCCUCACACCUGAGAGAACUGGAUCUGUCUGGAAAUGAACUAGGAAAUUCAGUGACUAGUCUCUCUGCUGUACUGGAGGACCCUCACUGUAAACUGGAGAAACUGUGGUUGCAUAGUUGUGGUGUCACAGAUGAAGGUUGUGCUGCACUGGCUUCAGCUCUGAGAUCAAACCCAUCUCAUCUGAGAGAGCUGGAUCUGUCUAGGAAUGAAUUAGGAAAUACACUGGCUCUUCUAUCUGCUGUACUGGAGGAUCCUUACUGUAAACUUGAGAAACUGUGGUUGUAUGACUGUUGUGUCUCAGAAAAAGGUUGUGCUGCUCUGGCUUCAGCUCUGAGAUCAAACCCCUCACAUCUGAGAGAACUGGAUCUGUCUGGAAAUGAAAUAGCAAAUUCAGUGCACAUUAUCUUUGAUUUACUGGCAAAUCCUCACUGCAGACUGGAGAUGCUGAGGUUGAAAUAUUGUGGUGUCACAGAUGAAGAUUGUGCUGCUCUGGCUUCAGCUCUCACAUCAAAUUCCUUAUAUCUGAGGGAACUGGAUCUCUCUGGGAAUGAACUUCAAAAAUCUGUGAAUGUGAAGUUGCUCUCUGAUCUGAAGGAAAAUCUACAUUAUAAACUGGAAAAACUAAACUAUUGACUCUCAGUAUUUACACGUCAGUCAAGUUUUAUUAGGAUCUGCUGAUGGUGAACAAGGAGCUGCUACAGAGACACACAGUCACACAAUCAACAGAGACUGAACACACAGUCACAAAUUCCAAACAGUGUUUCGUGAAAAGGAUGCCAUUUGUAGGGAUGUUCCAACCGAAGGGCCCUUCCACAAGUCUGUUAGCAGAGGUGUACAUGCAAUGGUCACUUUAAGGAAAUAAAUUUAACAUUUAUGGUCAUUCAUUUUAAAGCUAGAUAUUGCUCGGAAGUUUGAGUUAACAUACAAACAGAAUCAUUCAAGUAUUUGUUUUGAUAUAUUAUGCACAUUUUUGUCAUGCAUUAAAUAUGUUUCGUAGGUAAGAAUUGUUUAAUAGCAGGUACGUUAGGUAAAUGUGACUAUAUCUGUUUCAGGGUUCAAAGAAAAGACAUAAUUUGAUAAAGUCAAGCAGAAAGCAUGUUUAAAAAACUUUAUCAUAAAAUCUUUAUUCAUUUGCAAUGUAGUAGGCUAACAGCAGUAAGACAUUCCUGUUAUUGCUGCCUAACAUUGUCAUGAUAAUGCUUCAGGUGAAGAUUGUAGCGUUUUGGCCAAUCAGACACACAAUUGUUAAUUUGAUUUACUAAAUCAAUUUUUCAUUGAAUUAACAAAUAAUCACAGACCCCCUCACUCAAGCCACAACACUGGCUGCCAGGACGUCUCCAAUGGCCCACCAGGCCCCUGGUUACCAUGGCAACCAGAAUACCUCGGCCAGAUCAGAUAAACUUUACGACCUACCAGUAUGUAGAGAGAAUCUUCCCCUACUUAAAUCUCUCUAAACAGAAACAUACUGCUAUAGGAAAUAACUACUUUUAUUCAUUCACAGACAAACCUAUCUUUGACCUUCCUAUCACACAUAGCCCCAGGUCAUUGUGUAUAGUUUUACUAUUAUUGCCUUGUAGUUUUAUGUUUUUCAUUGUAUUGUGUUAUAUGCAUUUGUUAUGAUAGAUAACUGGUAGUAUAACUCACCUAUGCCAUGUUUGGUCUCUUUGAAUUUGUGUUUUGAUGAUCUAAAAGACGGUGUAUAUUAUCUGUUGAUACCUAUGCAACAUAUUAGUGUUUUAAGAAACCUUAGUAGUUUUUGCAUCACCACCCAAUUAAAUUACAUAUGCAAAAUACCAUGCUCAC
Molecule: messenger RNA, 4294 nt
Organism: Labeo rohita (rohu)
Lineage: Eukaryota; Metazoa; Chordata; Actinopteri; Cypriniformes; Cyprinidae
Product: NACHT, LRR and PYD domains-containing protein 3-like
Exons: 11
Coding region: 227-3124 (965 amino acids)
Molecular function (GO): protein binding
Source: RefSeq, a predicted model, not a curated record